Messenger RNA from Plenodomus lingam JN3, 1776 nucleotides. RefSeq lists its product as uncharacterized. Gene Ontology annotation, biological process: mRNA splicing, via spliceosome. Gene Ontology annotation, cellular component: catalytic step 2 spliceosome; Prp19 complex; precatalytic spliceosome. Lineage: Eukaryota; Fungi; Ascomycota; Dothideomycetes; Pleosporales; Leptosphaeriaceae. The record is from RefSeq and is a predicted model, not a curated record. Gene Ontology annotation, molecular function: protein binding.
AUGACACUCUUCAUCAUUGAGGAUGCGUGCUUUCUGUGGCGGAAGAGGCUUGCGAGCAAUCUCCAGUUCAUCAUUAUUGGCAGACUCCGACUUCCUGAUGCCCGCAUAUUCAGGUUUGUGACAUUUAUGCCAAGUUUGAUUCAUCUGGAAAUUCCGAGGGAUAUGUGCAUUUUCCGACCGGCGUGGAUUCUUCAUGUGUACCGCAAUCUUUCCAUGUGUACGCGUACGUUGAAGUCCACAUUUACCCCCAACCAAGAACGUUUUGCCCAAACGAGACGACCUCCACCACGCCCAUCAAAGCUCGUCAUGAUGGCUGAACAGGCUGUGCGGGCAUCUGCCAAACGAACAAGAGACAUAUUUGCGGCCGACUUCGCGACACCAACAGCACUCGAGCACGCCUCCAAUCCCAUCUACUCGGCACAACCUACAACAAGCGCGCCCUCGGCAGCUGCCGACCAAAUCGGUGUCGCGGUGCGCAUCCGGAACGAAUAUGAAGCCGUACGGGAGCUGCCACCUGCUCUGGCUAGCAAGAUGGCUGCUGCGGCCUCAACAGCCGCAGAGCGACGCAAGAAGAUCAAGGCGCAGAACACAGAGGAGAAGGCGUCCGACCCAAAGAUGCAAAGAAUCAUCGAUGGAGUCUCUGAAAAGGCAGACAAGGUGCGGGACUCACAAUCGAUGCAGCUGGCUGUAAGAGCAGGGGGCAAAGGCGCCGCGCCAAAUGCACAGGGGCCUACACCAAAUAGGGACCAGACAUCGAGUGCGCUCGUUCGGAAAGACGUCGUCAAACAAGCCAAGCCGGAGUGGCACGCUCCUUGGAAAGUUUCUAGGGUCCUCGCUGGCUCCAUGGGAUGGGUGCGCUCGUUGGCUGUAGAUCCGGACAAUCAAUUCUUCGCUUCAGGGUCCGCCGACCGCACAAUCCGCCUCUGGGAUCUCGCCAGCGGUCAGCUCAAACUUACGUUGACUGGACACAUUUCUGCCGUUCGUGGCCUGGCCAUCAGCCCACGGCAUCCCUACCUCUUCUCGUGCGGUGAAGACAAGAUGGUCAAGUGCUGGGACCUCGAGACCAACAAGGUCAUUCGUCAUUACCACGGACAUCUUAGUGGCGUCUACAGCCUGAGUCUGCACCCAACAGUCGACGUUCUGUGUACUGGUGGUCGCGAUGGAGUCGUGAGGGUAUGGGAUAUGAGGACCAGGACGAACAUCCAUGUGUUGGGAGGACACAAAGGCACAGUCACAAGCAUCCAGACCCAGGAGGCUGAUCCCCAGGUCAUAUCAGGUUCCAUGGACAGCCAAAUACGACUCUGGGAUCUUGUCGCUGGAAAGACCCAGACGGUUCUGACACAUCACAAGAAGUCGGUCCGCGCACUCGCAUUACAUCCGACAGAGUACACCUUUGCAAGUGGCAGUGCAAACUCUAUGAAGCAAUGGUUAUGUCCUCGCGGCGACUUCAUGCAGAAUUUCUCCCCUGUCGACAGCAUUAUCAACACAAUAUCUGUGAAUGAGGACAAUGUCACAUUCGCCGGUGGAGACGAUGGAAGUUGCAGUUUCUACGACUGGAAAACUGGGUACCGAUUCCAGCACGGGGAGCAGGUGGCACAACCGGGAUCGCUCAGCGCUGAAGCUGGUGUCAUGUGCAGCACGUUUGAUAGGACUGGCCUGCGUCUGAUCAUGGGAGGAAGUGAUAAGUCUAUACAGGUCUGGAAGCAGGAUGAGAACGCGACCGAAGAAACGCACCCUUUGGACUGGAAGCCAACGCUUGGGCGACAAAAGUUUUAG